Archocentrus centrarchus (flier cichlid) is the source of this 1552-nucleotide messenger RNA. RefSeq names its product high mobility group 20A (gene hmg20a). Lineage: Eukaryota; Metazoa; Chordata; Actinopteri; Cichliformes; Cichlidae. The coding region runs from base 182 to 1057 and encodes 291 amino acids. The record is from RefSeq and is a predicted model, not a curated record. Gene Ontology annotation, biological process: regulation of gene expression. The transcript is spliced from 9 exons. Gene Ontology annotation, cellular component: nucleus.
AAUCAUACAGGUAGAAAAAAGCGGUCUGUAGUAGGACGAAGUAGCUCAGGAGAUAGCAUGCUUUCUAUUUGAGGCGAUUCUAUCGGAGUGGCUGUUUCUAUUGUUUUGAUUAGGAAGAUCUUCUGGCCACCUGCAGCUACAGGACGCGCUAUCUAAGAUCUCAUCUUCCCUUGUAAAAAUCAUGGAUGAGCAGACAGGCUCACCCGGAGCCAAUACUGACAACAACAGCCAGAGAAAUGGAGAUGAGAAACCCAGACGUGGCAGCUGGACCAAGGGGAGGAAGAGGAAGAAGCCAAUGAAGGACAGCAAUGCACCCAAGGCUCCCCUAACGGGCUACGUUCGCUUCAUGAACGACAGACGGGAGCAGCUACGGGCAGAGCGUCCAGACGUGCCUUUUCCAGAGAUUACAAGGAUGCUGGGCAACGAGUGGAGCAAGCUGCCCCCUGAGGAGAAGCAGCGAUACUUGGAUGAGGCAGAGCGAGAUAAGGAGCGCUACAUGCGAGAGCUGGAGAAGUACCAGAAGACGGAGGCCUACAAACAUUUCACCAGGAAGGUCCAGGAGAAGCAGAAGGGCAAGAGGCACAGGGGAGAUGUCGGGCACCAGGUAGCCAACGAGGCUCUUCACGAGAAGGACACGGAGGGAAAGGACAGAACUGUGUUUGACAUACCAAUCUUCACAGAAGAGUUUCUUAACCACAGCAAAGCACGUGAAGCCGAGUUGCGGCAGCUGCGUAAGACAAACAUGGAGUACGAGGAGCGUAAUGCAGCCUUGCAGAAGCACGUGGAGAGCAUGCGCGGCGCUGUGGAUAGGUUGGAAGGGGAUGUCAUGCAAGAGAGGGGACGCAACGGGCUCCUUCACCAACACCUGGAGACCCUGCGGCAGGCACUCGCCUCCAGCUUCUCCACCGUACCUCUGCCAGGCAGUGGAGAGACGCCCACUCUGGAAACCAUCGACUCCUACAUGAAGAAGCUCCACAGCAUCAUCGUCAGUAACCCUCAAGAACACGAGAAUCUCAUCAGCACUGUGAGAGAAGUGGUCAACCGUUUGGACAGAUAAUCGGACUCAAGUUCAGCUGAUGCAAUGGAUUGACUCACAGCGACUUUAAACAGAUGCUCGAUCCUGGUCGAUGCCUUUCUCCUUUACGUCCAGUCUUCUUGUUGAUCUGUCAGACCAGCUGAGCUAAAAACAACUUUUAUUACUCUGCUAAGGUGAUACAAGUGAGGGUAAUGUAGCGGUUCAUAUUUAUUUAUUAUUUUUUACAUGUUUUUAUUUUUUUUGUUUUUUUUUUUUACUUUGUUUACACACUAUUAAUAUAGCCAUGGUUUGUUUUUAUAAAGUAAUCAGAGAAAAAACGUACUUUUCUGUUGUUGUUGCUCCUGUUUGGUCUUUACUGUCCAUUUAUAGUGAAUACUUCUGCGACAAUAUCUAAAUCAUUAUCGGAUUUAUUGUCAGUGGAUUUAUACCCAAGAAAUAUUGUUGAACAGACCGUCUUUCUUUCAUGCUCUGUUGAGGGGAAACAAUGUGCCAUUCCCUUUUUUUUUUUUUUUUUUU